Molecule: messenger RNA, 937 nt
Organism: Gopherus evgoodei (Goodes thornscrub tortoise)
Lineage: Eukaryota; Metazoa; Chordata; Testudines; Testudinidae
Product: histone H3.3
Cellular component (GO): nucleosome
Molecular function (GO): protein heterodimerization activity; structural constituent of chromatin; DNA binding
Source: RefSeq, a predicted model, not a curated record
AGGAAGAGAAGUUUUCAGGAACAUGGCUCGUACCAAGCAAACUGCCCGUAAAUCCACUGGUGGUACACCUAGGAAGCAGCUCGCUACGAAAGCAGCUCGCAAGAGUGCGCCCUCUACUGAGGGGAAGAAACCUCAUCGCUACAGGCCGGGUACUGUGGCUCUCCGUGAAAUCAGACGUUAUCAGAAGUCUACUGAACUUCUGAUCCGCAAACUUCCCUUCCAGCGUCUGGUGCGUGAAAUUGCUCAGGACUUCAAAACAGAUCUGCGCUUCCAGAGCGCUGCUAUUGGUGCUUUGCAGGAGGCAAGUGAAGCCUACCUGGUUGGCCUGUUUGAAGAUACCAACCUCUGUGCUAUCCAUGCCAAACGUGUCACAAUCAUGCCAAAAGAUAUCCAGCUAGCACGCCGCAUACGUGGAGAGCGUGCUUAAACUCCACUGUGGUGGGUUUGUCCUUCUCAAUACAAAUCUCUUCUUCCUGUUAUUGGUAGUAAUGAACGUUAGAUAUUUUUUUUCCAUGGGGUUAAAAGGUACCUAAGUAUAUGGUUGCAAAUGGAAACAUAGGGGACAGAAUCGGAUAUUGGCAAGUUUUUUUCCAUUUUCAUUUGUGUGUGGAUUUUUAAUAUAAAUGCGGAGACAUAAAGCAUUAAUGCAGUCAAAAAUGUUCCAGCGAACAAGUUUCAACAAUUCAACUUUAUAUCAAUUAUAAAUAAACCUGUCAAAUUUUUCUGGACAAUGCCAGCAUUUGGAUUUUUUUAAAACAAGUAAAUUUCUUAUCGAUGGCAAUUAAAUGGUGUUUUUAGCAUUUUUAUCAUACAGUAGAUUCCAUCCAUUCGCUAUACUUUUCUAACUGAGUUGUCCUACAUGCAAGUACAUGUUUUUAAUGUUGUCUGUCUUCUGUGCUGUUCCUGUAAGUUUGCUAUUAAAAUACAUUAAACGACA